CCCUGCUCUGGUAGCUCGCUUCCUGAGCGCUUAAAGGAUGCCUGGGGGCUGGACGCGGAGUGUGCCGGGAUGGCCGCUCUCCGUGAAGGCCUGAGGCCGGCCUCCACACUCAUCUUUUUAAUUUUGAAAGCUCAACACUCUUGGACCACUUCUUUGGAAAACUACCAGCAACAAGUCAUUCACUGCGAUCCUAUUCAGCAUAGCCACAUCUGAACUUUCCAAGUCUAAACAGGACUGCCUUUGAUUCUCCCAUGAAGCUGCAUCAUCACUGCCUGUCCAUGUUAGUGGUGGUCACUCUUGUGCCAGCUGCUCUGGUUUUGGAAGAUGUGGCCCCACUGGGAGCAAAUCAGAGUUCAUACAACACAUCAUUUCUCCCGAGCUUUGAACUCUCAGCAGGUUCCUACUCAGGUGAUGGUGUCGUCAUAGCCAAAGAGGGAACAAACAUUUCCCUGGAAUGUCUUCUCACAGUGCAUCACUAUGGAGACGUCUACUGGUACAACUCGAAAGGACAGCAGCUACAAGGCAGAGGUGGAAAAUGGUUGGUUUCUGAUAACUUCCUAAAUAUCACCAGCGUAGCCUUUGAUGACCGUGGGCUCUAUACGUGUAUCGUCACUUCUCCAACUCGUGCCUCCUACUCAGUCACCCUCCGCGUCAUCUUCACCUCUGGAGACAUGAGUGUCUACUAUAUGGUUGUCUGCCUGAUCGCCUUCACAAUCACACUUAUCCUGAAUGUCACUCGGCUGUGCCUGAUGAGCACCCAUCUCCGCAAGACCGAGAAGGCCAUCAAUGAGUUCUUCAGAACUGAGGGGGCUGAAAAGCUGCAGAAGGCCUUUGAGAUCGCAAAGCGCAUCCCCAUCAUCACCUCAGCCAAAACCCUGGAGCUGGCUAAGGUCACACAGUUUAAGACCAUGGAGUUUGCCCGCUACAUUGAAGAACUGGCCAGAAGUGUCCCUCUCCCACCCCUCAUUCUGAACUGUCGGGCCUUUGUUGAGGAAAUGUUUGAGGCUGUGCGAGUGGAUGAUCCUGAUGACGUGGGAGAGAGAAUUAAGGAAAGACCUGCCUUAGACGCUCAAAGUAGCAUCUAUGUUAUUAACCCAGAGCUAGGACGCAGUAACUCACCUGGUGGAGAUUCGGAUGAUGGCUCGCUAAGUGAGCAAGGCCAGGAGAUAGCAGUGCAGGUGUCUGUCCACCUUCAGUCAGAGACCAAAAGUAUCGGGACAGAUUCUCAGGACAGCAGUCAUUUCAGCCCACCCGAUGACCCUGCACCUGCUGAGGGCAGCGCUCACCACAGAGAGCGAGUGUGUGACAACUGAAAGCUUGCCCAGCACUCAGGAAAAGAGUGCAAUGAGGACAUGGCAUUGUUACAAGAAGACCAGGGUCUUUCCUUUAACCUUAAGCAUUCCAGAGCAUGAAUUGCCAAAGUCACCAUGGAAAGGCAGCAUUUUUCUGAUAAUGCGAUCAUUUUUCUUAAGGUUGUUAGAGAAAUGUGUUUUAGGAUUGAAAGGCAUCUGCGCUGUGAACACAGUAAGACUUCUGGUCACAGUUUUUCUUUGGCUCAUGUAUGACAGCCUUGAAGCCUGAGUUUCCCCAUCAAUGAAAUGAAAGGUUUGUUCUCAGUAAGUUGAGACUUCAGCCAAAACUUCCUACCUGUCACACCUCCAGGUUAGCCUUUCACCAGACCUUUGGUUCCCCCUUUGAGACUCUAUUCGGCACUCUAGUUGUCUGCACCAGUGCCAGAAACACAGAGGCUCUGCCUGGGGAUAAACACGCACAUAUGCCAGGGCAGAGCUCUGCACCCAAGCACUACUGUGCUACCCAGGUGUGCAAAGUAAAUUGCCAUUAGAGAACCACUCUCCCUGGAUGUGAGCAGCACACACCUUUAAUCCCAGCAGAGAGAGGCAGAUCCCCGAGUUCGAGGACAGCCAGGGUUACACAGAGAACCCUUGGCACAAAAAAAAAAAAAAAAAAGAAGAAGAAGAAAAAACAAAAAACCACUCUCCAUGAGAAAUGUGUUCUUCUUGGGAAUACAUCCUGUCUUUUUCGCUUACCAAGACCUUUUAGUCCAUCGAGGCUGGCCUCAAUGUCCCCAAAGAAGAAUGUUCUCAGUGUUUUGUGAACAAGAACGACUCAAGUCACUUCUGGCAAAUCAUCAGUUUUGAUACUUUUUAACUUAUGUCUCAGGCUUUCCCUUCUUGGAAGUACUGAGUUCCCAGGUGGGCUCUGUUUGGGUCCCGAACUGCAGACUCCAGCAGCACUUCAGAGCCCAGCAGCACUCCUUCCCUCUGUGGGCCUCGACCUGGUGCUAAAGGUGAUAACACCUCCUCUUAGACUCGUCGUCAUUACUGUUUUUGGUCUUCAGAUGCAUCCUUUUGAGUGGGGGCUGCUUUCGUAGCCUUUCUAGAAGCACAUGCCUGAAAUCAGAUGAGGUCAUCGUGUUCAGUGAGUUAUAUUAAAACAGGUAAUCCAGACAUAAAGGGGGAAAUGAGGGUGGUCCCACCUGGCUGAGAGUGGCCUGACAGAUUGUAGUCUUCUAAAUCAUUUCCUCAGCUGCAGGGAGCUCAUGCCUUAGAAAUGUAACAUCAUGGCCAUGGAGUUCAAUGCGGUUUCACUGCAUUUGCCUUCUGGUUGUGGAAGCUUGGCUUGAGCUAGAAGGUCCUGAGGGAAACGUACAGAGAAGGUGUUCAGCAGAAUUUAAUUUAAAGUGUCAAACAAAGAGGACAGAAAGAUCAAAGUGUAACUAGUGAACUCAGUGCCUGCCUUUGUCCAGGCUAAUCAGAUUCACACCUCUGCUCCGGACAGUGUGCAGUUUUAUCACGUGGUAUGUAGAUAAUAUGGUAAUGCUGCCUUUUCUGUCUCUCAGGCUGUUUCCAUGGAAACCUCCAGAGCCAAACAAAAGCUACCAAUCAUUCAACCAAAAAGCUUGCAUUGGCUCCGAGAUGUGUAUUUCUGUAAGGAAAGCUGUUUUCCUACAUUUGGCUGUAGAACAAGGGCUCUUACACAUACCCUAAAUUAUAGAACCUGUUUUCCUUUCCUGGACAUUCUAAAUUUUUAAAAAUCUCUUCUGUGGGGUUAGUCUCCUGAAUGUCCCUCAGAUGUGCAGUACCUCACUUGAUAAAGCAAGGUUAAGAUCACUUCUUAUAAUGAAGUUUGUUGCCUUAAAUACUGGUUUUACCCCACGUGUUCCUAGAAGGAACAUUAAUGUCUUGAACUUUAAGGUGGACCUAUUUAAUGACCAGAGUUUCAGAAAACAGUAUUUUUAAAAAAAAAUGAAAAACACCAAAACACUUGGGUAAGCUAACAGAAUUCAUACAGGCAACUCCACCAUAGGCUGGGUUAGUUGUCACAGACGAACAAGACAGGCAGUGGGUGUGGUAGAACACACCGGUAAUCCCAGCACCUGGGGGCAGGGGCGGAGGACGGCAAGUGCUAAGCCAGCCUGAGAUAUUAGCGUGACCCUGCCUCAGAAUCCUAACCACUGGGCAUGUGGCUGGCUGAGGUCAGUGUUUCUUCUAGCACUAAGCCUGGGCUUGAGCCCAUCACUGGUGCUAUCCUAACUGCUGGCCACAGAAACUGCCCUGCUUCUAGCCUUCCAGGUUCCAUCACUACAGGGUAGGUCAAACUCAGGAGGAACGGCACACUUGUAAAGCUAGUUUUCAAAGGGAAGAGGACAGCUGUUAAUAUUGUCUGUGUCUAAUCAAACCGAAUGACCUAACAGUCUCAUCUGUUUGAAACCAUUUACCUUAGGAACUUAAAACCACAGUCUGAAAGUCUGUCACCAGCUAGUGUCAUUAUCAUUCUGUCUGGCUGAAUUUUAUAGGUAGCUUUGUUUUGUUUAACGCCUUUGACCAGCAAAAUGUGUCUAAAAUAUGUCUGUCACCGUAUUGUGAAUUUCGUAUUGUUGAAUGAACUUUAAUAGCCUCACAGCUUUGUAAAAUAAAUCUACCACAAGUUGCCAUCUUCAGAUUUUGGCAUCUUCAGAUACUCCUUCCACACAUCCACUGUGUGAACUGUUGUGUUUGUAGCAGUUUGGUAACCUUAGUCCUCAAAGCCAUGUCUACUAUGGUUUAAAAAGCAGGUGUUGCCGUUUGUCCAACCUGGCUUCAAACUUACCGUCUAGUCUCAGCCUCCUGCAUACUAGGAUCCCAGCAUGCACUGCCAUGUCUGCCUUUGUCUCAGCAUGUAGCCUAGGCUGGCCUUGAACCUUGAGCAAAUCCUCUUGCCUCACAAAUGCUAGAGUUACAAGUGUGUGUCACUAUGCCUGGCUUUUAGGCUUAAUUCUUGAGUCAGGCCCAGUGGGCUUGUCUACUUCCGGACCACUACAUCUUGAUGUAAACACGGUAAGAACUGCUGACCAUGGGACACUUGUGAGAAAGCCCCUGCUGCUACUUUGCCUCCCUUCCACGUGCUUAAGGUCAGAUCCCCAUGUGUUUCCACCUCCUCUUCAGUUCCCCAACCUCGAGAGCCCUUGGGCCAAUGCUUUUAUACCCUGCAUGUGGUUUCACCCUACUGCAGACUAAGCUGGGUCCCUGGCUGUCCCAGGAAGCUGCUUGCUUGCCAUCUAGAGCCCAGCUCAGCACAGGGCUGGCCACCUCCCCACACCAGCCAUUGUUAACUCCAGUGUAUCCUAUUUCCAGAGCCACAGUCUUCUCACCUGGGGCUUGAACAUGACAACACAGCCUCGGGAAAACUUCUGGGUGCUUAUGAACCUGUCUCACAACAGGAAAUGAGUGUUCUUGGAUAGUACUUGUGUCUCAACAGUUAUUUGAAUAAAACUUGCAUUAAAUAAGUCA
Molecule: messenger RNA, 4790 nt
Organism: Psammomys obesus (fat sand rat)
Lineage: Eukaryota; Metazoa; Chordata; Mammalia; Rodentia; Muridae
Gene: Mfap3
Product: microfibril associated protein 3
Exons: 3
Coding region: 252-1313 (353 amino acids)
Source: RefSeq, a predicted model, not a curated record